Molecule: messenger RNA, 3474 nt
Organism: Notodromas monacha
Lineage: Eukaryota; Metazoa; Arthropoda; Ostracoda; Podocopida; Cyprididae
Source: the annotation of a GenBank genome assembly
AUGCACACCAAGCAGCAGAGCUUGGAGCAAUGCGGGCACAAAUGCGCAUUCACCAACUUCUCCAUGCAAAUGAAGCACCGGAAAACUUCCGCAAUCCCCUACAAUUGCAAUGAUGAAGCAUCAAGAACAGGAAUAACAGGAAAGGACUGCUUCACUGGAGGAACAAGUGUGGACUGUGAUUCUGAUUCUGAAGUCUGCAUCACUCUCUAUCCAAACAGACCCAUCUGGAUGAUGAUGGGAGAUGAUCCCCCCAAAGAACCCACUAGGAAUGGUGAAGAAACGGUGAUACUCAAGCGAUGCGACAUCGAGCCAGAUCGAUACAGAAACGACAGCCAGCAUUUCACAUUUGACUCGAAAGAAACCAAGUGCCAAAGGAUUGAUAAAUCGGCUUGGGUCUGUUACUGUGACUGGAAUCUGUGCAACUUUGAAAACUCGGACGCCAUGUCCGAUAAAAUCCCCAACGAAUUGACAUUUCUCACGUUUAUUCUCUCAUCAGCUCCUCCAAACGGAAACACCAUCAGCGUGGAGCUGGAGAUCACAGGACUGAAACAAUUACCUCGGUUCACUCUCCAAAACUUUCAUACUUCGGACGUUGCACGAAUCCCUCCCCUCACCCUUACGAAACAGCACGAAGAUUACGAUAUCGCCAACAGAGGUUACAACAAAUACGCAAACGGAAGCACAGAAGUCGCAACAGAGCGCUUUAUCAAGCAAAUAUUGAGAGAUGCCGCUCAAGUCAAACGGCAGUUUACCGUAGGAACAACAACUCCGAGACCUUUUCCAAUAACAAGGCCCUACACAAUGGUCGAGUUCAGGCCGUACAUUCCACCAGGACUCCCACAAACUGGACUCAAUCCACCAAACCCGGAACCUAUUGGAACCCUGAGCCCAAGAUACGAACAGAAGGUCCGGGAAUUCAGCAGUUUUUCACGCCAAGCCCGACCAAGAAAGCCUGAAGCAACCACAUCAACGACGACGAAAACAACACGAUACUCUGACUCUGGGACCGAGGUAUACACGGAGACCGAGGCACUGAAUGAUCUCAGAUCACGCAAGCACGUAGCCACACAAAAUCACGACACUUUGCUGAACACAACAUCAUACACUGAUAAUAAUAACUCAACCGAAACCCCGAAAGAUGAAAGAAUAUACCAGGUUGUCCACAGACCUCGGUAUUCCUACAUACCCGGAUCUCGGCACAGACUUCAACACAAAAAAUACACUACACGACGACACAUCAUCUCCUCAACAACUUCUGCAACACACAAGUCCACAACAAGCUCCAUCGGAUCUACAACACUGAAUGUCACAGGCAGUACCACACCGCGUACCACUUCCGCUUGUCAAACAAGGAUCAAGAGCACAACCACGACCAGUCCAGGCUUUGUGUGGGUGACAACACCAACCCCAUCAACUAGUACAACCAGUAAAGUUUGGGUUUAUUUGGAUCCAUGUCCAUUUGUCAAGGGGCAAGUCAAUUACUCUCAACCUGAGAAAAUUCCGCCUGAAGGUUCCCAUAACCCAACCUUGUCAAUAGCAUCAAAAUCCAAAGCUAUACAGGACUUCAAACUACUCCCAGUUCAGAUCCCUCUCAUCACACCAUGGCCAGACCGUCGGAGUCAAACACAACCAAUUUUCCUCACUGCAGUUCCCAUCAAGAGCAAAUAUGAAGAAAGCAUCAAUUAUGCCCGCUUCAUAGAGCAUCCACAUGAGAACGACAGAUUAGAGGAGCAUCACGCACCUAUUUCACAGAUUUCUACGGAUUUCAAUGAACGCGCUGAAGACUGUUUGGGAAAAUUUGCUCUGAAUAACAAGCCAAUCAGAGGGCCUCGGCCAGCCAAGCCCGCGCGCUUCCGGCGGAUGGUGAACCAACGCGGAAACGGCGCCGAAAACCCCGACUCGCCGGACGGCGCAUCGGGCUCUGGUCAGGCGAUCGCCCCAGCUAACCCACAGGCACUCAUGAAUCCGUGGGCAAGCCUGAACCUCCCCGCAAUACGAGCGUAUUGUACGGUAUACAACAUACCGGGAGCAACCGAAGAAAACCGCAAUGAAUUAGUGACGACGCUCCACAAUCGCGGGAUAACGCCACUACACGUGGUAAUGAGCACGCCACCAGACUCACUAUCGGGUCCAACGGCAGCCGAUAUCACGGCAUCACUCCUCCGACGACGAGUGGAUUACCCGAAACAGUCCCCAAACGAGGACAUAGAGGGAUACCUACGCCGCCUAGCGAUCGCUUUCCGGCAUGAAGCAACGCCGAACCACACGCGGAUCGACUGCCUCAUAGCACAUUCGCAGCCGAAAGUAGCCGAAGCGGCGCAGAUCCUGUACGAGCAGGGGUACCUACAAUACGACCAGGUCAUCGAACGACUCAAGGUACGCUUCGGUCUCUCCCCGUUCGAACAUUUUCAGAGGUUCCAAAAGAUGCGCCCAACGCCAGACGAAUCGUAUGCCGAGUUUGGCCAGCGCUUGCGUGAGGAAUACAUAAGGUACCUCGCCUUCAAACCAGACGAGAUUCCGAACCAAGAACGCACGAUAACAGCAGGGCUGAUCGGCCAACUGCUAUCCAUCACCACGGGCGGCAUGCACGCUCUGCUCCACGCGAAAGCCACAGCGGACAGGGCACUAUCGUGGGAUGAUUGUCUCGCGCACGCAGACGAAUAUCGUCGCACACACCCGGCGUCGCCAACGACGGCGCCGGCGGCUUCCCCGGCACCGGGUCAGGCGAGACCGCCAAAGAUGACAGCUGCCGGAAUACCGAAGUACUACUGCGACCACCACCAGAAGUACGUAUUCCACACAACCGCGGAUUGCUCGAAGUCCGGUUCCAGGAGUUCCACUCCAUCAACAGCGCCAACACGCGCUCUGCAAAACUGCGCAUACCACCCGGGACGAAUGGUGGCGCACUCGACCGCGGAUUGCCGCAACAAUCCAGCAAACCAGGCCAUACCGCAGCAAACUGCCCCCAGCAGGGAAACGCGAAGAUCGGACAGUGACGGCUGUCCUCUGUUCGAUCCCCGCAGCUAUAGACGACAGCCUUACCAUCCUCAUCGGAGUCAACGGACAUCGCGUCCAGGCGCUUAUAGACACAGGCGCUACACGGUCAUUCAUGGCCACAGACGUCGCCGCAGAGGUAGGACUUACGCCACAUCCCACGCAGGCGCGGAUUUCGGCGGCCGUCCUGCACGUCUCGACGAAUCUGACGCAUAUGAUCUCCCCUUUUGCGUGACCCUCGAUGGGCAGCGCAUUUUUUCGGGUUUCCAGAAUAUCAAACCCACUAACAAGCAGCCACAGGCCCCUGCGGGCGACGGCAUUCGGUUUGUGGACGGUUCCGAACCGGAACGAGCAAAAAUAACACAAUUACUGCUCAAACACAGGAAAAAUAUCUUCCAGUGGAGCGGCAAGCACGGACUGUUCCCACAGUACGUGGCGGCACUUCCAACGAACGGGCAAGACCCAGAACCCCCCCGGUGA